Molecule: messenger RNA, 330 nt
Organism: Necator americanus (New World hookworm)
Lineage: Eukaryota; Metazoa; Nematoda; Chromadorea; Rhabditida; Ancylostomatidae
Exons: 2
Coding region: 1-330 (109 amino acids)
Source: RefSeq, a predicted model, not a curated record
AUGGAUCACCUGAGAGCUCAGCUGGAUACAGCUCAAGGAUCUUGUCAACGUCACUCACGAAACUUGUGUACAGACAUCUUGCAUGACAAUGGGGAGGGAAAGAAACGACUGGUAAAGGCGUUCAAUGGAGGUGGACCACCUAAAAUUAGCAGAAUUACCGAAAGAGAUCAUACCGUAUUACACAGGAAUCUAUUAUUAUUAUUAUUAUUAUUAUUAUUAUUAUUAUUAUUAUUAUUAUUAUUAUUAUUAUUAUUAUUAUUAUUAUUAUUAUUAUUAUUAUUAUUAUUAUUAUUACUAUUAUCAUUACUGCUAUUGUUGUUCAAAUAUUAA